AUGGCAGAUGCAGCUAUGGACACCAUCUCUGAGAUCACCACCAAAGAUUUGAAGAAAAAGAAGAAAGUUAUUGAGAAAGUAGAGAAUGGAAGAGAAGCCCCUGUUGAUAAGAAAAAUGGGGAACAGGUGGCUGACAAUAAGGUAUAUGAAGAAGGUAGGGAGGAAGAAGAUUAUGGUGAGGAAAAGGAUGGAGAUGAAGAUGAGGAAGCUAAGGCAGCUACCAGAAAGUGGUCAGCUGAAGAUGAUGAGGAUGAUGUUGAUACCAAGAAGCAGAAGAUGGAUGAGGAUGACUACAUAGCAAAAAAAGGAAGUUGUUGA
Jaculus jaculus (lesser Egyptian jerboa) is the source of this 318-nucleotide messenger RNA. RefSeq names its product prothymosin alpha-like. Gene Ontology annotation, molecular function: histone binding. Gene Ontology annotation, biological process: negative regulation of apoptotic process; positive regulation of transcription by RNA polymerase II. Bases 1 to 318 code for a protein of 105 amino acids. Lineage: Eukaryota; Metazoa; Chordata; Mammalia; Rodentia; Dipodidae. The transcript has a single exon. The record is from RefSeq and is a predicted model, not a curated record. Gene Ontology annotation, cellular component: nucleus.